UGGGUGAAGAUCAGAUUUGAGUGAGGAGGUGUACAGUUGGGUGUUCUCUGUUUUCUCCAAUUUGACUGAAAUUGUUGUGGCAGUGUGAGGUGCAAUGGCAGGAAUUGAGAAGUGGGUACCUAGAGCUGGUCUGAACUUCAAAAAUCUAGAUGAUGCUUGGCAAUUUUGGCUAGCAUAUGGCGGUCGAACAGGCUUUGAUGUUAGGAAGAGAGGCAGCAAUAUCAGCAAAAUUGACCGUAAAGCAACUUCAUGCAGAUUUGUUUGUUCCAAUGAGGGUGUUCGAAGGAAAGGGCAAACUGAUCAUGUGGCGAAGCUUUUUAGAGCUGAAACGAGGACUAAUUGUGAGGCUCGGAUGGUUCUUUCAUUGAAUCGGUUGACUGGAAAUUAUGAAGUCAUCCAAGUUGUGCUACAACAUAAUCACUUGCUUCAUCUACCACAGACCCGGCAUUUGAUGGCGUCACAAAGGAAAAUUUCUGAAAUUCAAGCUUUUGACAUUGAAACAGCCGAUGAUACUGGAAUUAGGCCAAAACAAGCACAUGAGUUGGCUUGUCGUCGAGUUGGUGGGACACAUAAUCUUAGCUACACUUGUCGUGACCAAAAGAAUCAUCUACGAAGCAAGCGGCAAAGAGAGUUGGCUUUUGGACAAGCCGGCAGUAUGUUGAAGUAUUUUCAAGACAAAAUAGUUGAGAACCCAUCAUUCCACUAUGAAUUGCAAUAUGAUUCUGAAGAGCAUAUAAGCAACAUAUUCUGGCUUGAUGCUAAAAUGAUCAUUGACUAUGCACACUUUGGUGAUGUUGUGACAUUUGAUACUACUUUUGGCACAAACAAAGAAUAUAGGCCAUUUGGUGUAUUUCUUGGGCUCAAUCAGUUUAGAGAAACCACUAUCUUUGGUGCUGCACUAUUGUUUGAUGAAACAAAAGACUCAUUCAUAUGGCUUUUUGAGACUUUUCUAGAUGCACAUAAGGGAAGACAACCAAGAACUAUUUACACCGAUCAAGAUGUAGCAAUGGGAAAGGCAAUAGAGAAAGUAUUCACAGAAUCAUAUCAUGGAUUGUGCACCUUUCACAUAAUGCAGAAUGUCGUCAAACAUUUAUCUCCUGUGAAGGGCGAAGAUGAAGUUGAAGGUGAAGAUGAUGAACCACAUAUCCUCUCAGAUUUUAGUGCUUGUAUGUUUGGCUUUGAGGAAUAA
This is a messenger RNA of Lolium rigidum, 1189 nucleotides long. Its product is annotated as protein FAR1-RELATED SEQUENCE 5-like. Gene Ontology annotation, biological process: regulation of DNA-templated transcription. The transcript has 2 exons. Bases 95 to 1189 code for a protein of 364 amino acids. Lineage: Eukaryota; Viridiplantae; Streptophyta; Magnoliopsida; Poales; Poaceae. The record is from RefSeq and is a predicted model, not a curated record.